AUGCCUCGCGGCGCAACUCCGUCCUUUCGACACGCUGCAGAAGCCUCACCUCCCAUUUCUCCCACGUUCGCUCCUCAUCAAACGCCCUCAUGGCUCAAAAGAUUUUCUUUCUCUUCGCGUGACUCGACGCAAUCUUCAACUUCCCGCCCUGAUUCUUCCGUCAUUUCUGUCGCUCCUUCAGCCUCGGGAUCCACUACCCCGAUGAUCCCCAGCCACACUCCACCCAUCAACACAGCCCCGAACAAACUCGUCAAACGCUCCACCUCGGUGAGCAAAGUGCCCACUUCCGCCUCGUAUGGCGGCUCAACCACAAAGAUUCCAGUUCCGACUUUAAGACGCCCAGCAACCAGCCACAAGCGAAGUGCCACUCUGCAAGAAAGACGCACCCCCGUUGUUCCCAAAGCAGAAGAAGCUUUCAGGCACUCUUUCUACGAUUCUCCAGCAGAGUCCAUGCCCGAAGACGUUCAAUGGCGUAACUAUUUUGCUCCCAGACAAGCUGUAGUACCCCAGGAAUCGACACGGCGUCGCAACUCGACCAGCAUCCCUAACCCCAUCAAAAAGGUGUAUGCGGAUAGGAAAUAUCGGCCUGUCUUGGUGUCUGCUAGAGAGAAUAUCAAAGCUGCUCCCAUUGAGUUUGAUAAUGAUGCCGAUGAUUUCGAAGCUGUAUCCGAUUCGAAUGUGGUGUCUAAUGUCCCGGUAGCCGACCGUUUUUAUUCCUCAUCUCAGCAGACGCCCCUUGCAUCGAACCGACUUUCACGAGCAACUGUUGAUUUCCCAAGUACCUCAUUUGAUUCGAGAAUAGAUGAGCGAAAGAGUAUUGAGGACGAAUUGGACAGACAAGACAUUGCCGAAUUGUCUAGGAUCGAGUCAGCGUCGAGCUCUUUCUCUGUGAGUGACAUUCUCCCCGCAGAGCCACAGAUCUGGAAGCAACCACCGCCCAUCAAAGCAGCGCCCGUCGCUAAAUAUCGUCGACCGGGUGCGCGAGCUCGAUCCAACACGCCCACAAGUAUGGGCAACAGACAAAGCCUGUCUCAAGAUGAACCAUCCGACGCCGUCGCGAGACAACGUGACUUGGAUGAUCUUACGCAAACUACAAAGCCGCCAUCCGUUAGCAGCCCCAUUACCGAAAUAGACCUUAGACUACCAUCGCACCAGAAGCAAUCCGUCUUGGGUGCAUCACUCAAUCAUGCCGAUCCAUCAAAUCCGCAAAGCGACGACAGUGAAUAUUUCGACACAUUACCUUCACCUUCACGGCCUAUUCAUCAACCGGCACACCAUGCCGAUUCUGCAUCACAUCUGGCUGGUUCAGAUAGCGACAUGAGGUUAGGCGAUGACGAGGCGCUUGAUUCUCAAGGCGACACUAUUUAUGACUCUGUCCGAACGCGGGCGCCAAAGUCGAGCCCAGGCAGGCGAGGUCCUUCUAUAGAAACCAUUUUUGGCGAUUCACCACCAUUUCAUAUUCAUGGCAAGCAUACCAUGCUCAGAGACUACCUUCAAACAGGGCCUUUACACGAUCAAGGAUAUUCACUCAAGCCACGACACAGCAUUAUACACGAAGAAGACGCCAUUUCCACUCCAGCUCGCUCAGCACGAAAUCAGUCCUUGGGCAGUUCGCCAAUGCUUCACAUGAAACAAGCUUCUGUGCGAACUCACAUUCCAUCAUCGCCGCCUACCAUGCCUUCUCUUUCCGAUCUUCGCCAGCAUGCCGAACACUUUCCUGAUUUUGCUGACGACGAUGAAGAAAGCUCUUGGUCCUUUGCUGAAGACGAUGACGAUGAGCCUCAGAUUCCGCAAAAAAAUCGCUUCGCCCACCUUGGUAUUACUCCGGAUCUCUUGUCACCGCACGGGCAUGCUUCAAGUUCUGCAAACACGACCCCGCAACGACCAACUGUUAGGAGCACUGAUAGAGACACGCGCAGCAGUAUCUUCGAUUGGUCCGAACAACAGCCUCUGGAGAAAAGCCCAAACAAUCGUUCUCCUCCUCGCCCCAAGACUGUGCAUGGUAAAAAGGAUGCCGAAACUCGUGGCAGCAGGUCAGUCGGAAGAAGAGCGCCAAGUGGACUCCAUGUCCGCAGUCAAAGUGUACCGGUCGCCCAAGACGGUGAUGGAAAACGAACAGGCACCAACAAGUUCGGCACUUGGGGUAUUGGGAGUAAAGGCGUUACAGAGGACUGGAAUGAGGAUUUCGACUUCGAGGAUGAAACCGGCCCAGAAGAGAAAAGACUCGACAGCGGUGUUUCGAUGUUCGUACCUAAAUCCAUCCGUGAUCAACAGACAAAUGUGCUCGCCAACAUCGGUCUUCUUCGAGAUUGGGGCCUGUUGAUCGAGGAACUGAAGGAACUCAAGAUGCGAGCUGUCAUGCUGGAAGUGCUUGAUGGAGACAAUGAAAAGAUGUGGAACGAGGUCGACGCCAUGAUUGAUCUUGCGGACCAGGAAUCUGACGAACAGACACUCGCUCCUCGCUUCUCGCCGUCCUCAUCGCCGUCUUUCAAUUACGAUGCUUUCGACGACCCACUGCCACCGACGGAACAUCUCAUGCCACCCCCUCUAUUCGGCCUCCCCGAAUCUCCAGCUGACGGUGAAUUUGACUUCUACAGCGAGGAAGCGACUGUUUCUCCAAGUAGAACUGAUAACGGCAUCUUCGUGAUCCCAGCAACACCUCGAAGACCCCGAAAAAAUUCGGAAGCUGUCGCUCGUUCUGUGAUAGAAGCUCUGCAACAGAAGCGUCUUUCCAAUGCUGGUCUCAACUCCGAAGGACGAGACAAGGUUCAUUUCGACACAGCGACUUUGAAGCGAAUCAUCCCCUACGUCCAAGAGCUGCGUGACAGAGUCAAGAAAGUUAUCAGGGAUGCAGAAGAUCUACUACCCAGCCCGAAAAGUCUCGGAGGCAGUAUAGGGUCGCAUGGAAGUCGAUCAGUACGCCGACGAAUGCGCGAAGCCCCUGAGUCACCAACCAUCCACCGCCGGAGUCGACGCUCGACGAAUGCCCUCGAACGUACAUCUUCAGAUGAUGGGUUAGCAACUCCAACUGAGGAGCUGAAUUCUCGACUACGUCUCAUGGCCAUGACAUAA
Messenger RNA from Aureobasidium melanogenum CBS 110374, 3072 nucleotides. RefSeq lists its product as uncharacterized. The record is from RefSeq and is a predicted model, not a curated record. Gene Ontology annotation, molecular function: GTPase activator activity. Lineage: Eukaryota; Fungi; Ascomycota; Dothideomycetes; Dothideales; Saccotheciaceae. Gene Ontology annotation, biological process: regulation of mitotic cytokinesis. The transcript has a single exon. Bases 1 to 3072 code for a protein of 1023 amino acids.